Molecule: messenger RNA, 1272 nt
Organism: Schizophyllum commune H4-8
Lineage: Eukaryota; Fungi; Basidiomycota; Agaricomycetes; Agaricales; Schizophyllaceae
Exons: 4
Coding region: 1-1272 (423 amino acids)
Biological process (GO): regulation of transcription by RNA polymerase II
Cellular component (GO): nucleus
Molecular function (GO): sequence-specific double-stranded DNA binding; DNA-binding transcription factor activity, RNA polymerase II-specific
Source: RefSeq, a predicted model, not a curated record
AUGUCACGCCAGCCCCGGGGGAAUGCGUCCGAAGGGGGACAGGACUCGUCCGACUCGCAAGCCGAGAUGGCAGACACGGAGCUCGACCCAGAGCGCAGCCAGCCGUCCGGCGCAUCCCAGUCCUCCCCCGAUGUCCCUGUGCAGCCCAAGAAGAAGCGCACCAGGACGCUCACCACGCCACAUCAGUCUGCGGUGCUGCACGCAUUGCUCGCGCAGUCGCGGUUCCCGACGACGGCAAUGCGCGAAGAGGUGGGAAGGUCGAUCGGGUUGAGCGCCCGCAAGGUACAGAUUUGGUUCCAAAACCAGCGACAGAAGGCACGGCGUCCAAAAAAGCAGCAACAACAGCAAGAGCAGCAGGCAGCGGCGGGCGCAUCGGGCUCUGGGUCGCGCGACCAGCCUCCCGGCUUCGAGCCUUUCAGCCAAUUGCACGAACCGUACGCGCACCAGUACCAGCGCGAACCUUAUGCAUCCGGCGGCGUGCAAGGCUUUGACCCACUACGCGAGAGGCCGCGCUACGCGCCUUACCCCGGUGAAGCUCAGGCGGGCCCUAGCUCUUCGUCGCCACUCGAGUCCCCCGUGCAGCGUCUUUCCGGACCAGGGAUGCCUGGCCGUAUACCCACGAUCGACGCUCGCGGCUAUCCCUCGCCCGUGCGCGGCGCCGAGCAGUGGUCCCCUGUGUCUCCUACGACGUCUGCCUGGUCUGUCGGGUCCCGUCGCUCGCGCCGCCAUGCGCCAUACCCCGACACGGGCUUUCACCGCACCCCCAGCCCCGAGAUGUCGCGCCUCUCCCAGCGCACACGCCUUCCGUCGCCUCCCAGCGACUAUGCUGCACGCACGCUCCCCCCGCUGCCCCCAUUGACCAUGCCGUCUUCACGCCCCGGCGCGCCGUCUAGUAGCUCGCCUACCGGCCCUAUCCUCGCGCCGCUCAGCCCAUACGCUCCGCCUCCGUCGGAACCUGUCUUCACGUACCACGCCCCUCCGGGCUCAGGCGGCUCCCCCAUCGAGCUGCCUCCGCCGUUCGCGCUGCAGCCACAGCCGCAGUGGGACAACAGCGCGUUCCGCUCGCCCACGCGCGCUGACUUCCUCAUGCCUACCCCCGCGCGUCCUCCGCCAGGCGGUGCACUUACGUCGCGACGGUCUACGGUAGGCUCGAGCACCGCGACGCCCCGCCCGCGCUCGCCUCCGACGAACCCUGGUCGCUACGACCCCGUGCGUGGACUCUUCCUGCCGUAUCGGUCGUCCACCCCUGAUGAUGGCCAUGGCCCUCUCUGA